This is a messenger RNA of Magallana angulata, 908 nucleotides long. Its product is annotated as von Hippel-Lindau disease tumor suppressor-like. The transcript is spliced from 3 exons. The record is from RefSeq and is a predicted model, not a curated record. Bases 222 to 719 code for a protein of 165 amino acids. NCBI's taxonomy places the organism in Eukaryota, Metazoa, Mollusca, Bivalvia, Ostreida, Ostreidae.
UGUUGAUAUUUUCUGUCGCCGAUUUCUACAAUGGUAUAAAAAAUGGAAAUGCGUAUAUCUGUUCUCUCUUUAGCCAAACCCUAUAAGAAAACAAUUCGGAAAGUUUAUACUUCUUAGUCAAGCUAUAAACUCAUAGUGUAUGUUUAAACACUUUAUAAGUUGUUUUUACUCAGAAUUUUUAAGAGAAAGUGCAAGAAUGACAUAAUCAGCUAAGCAAAAGCAUGGCAUUAGCCUCUGUAAACCAAGGGGUGGAAGUGAGAAAGUCCAAAAAGUCUGUCAUCUGCUCUCUCAUUCGCUUUUAUAACAGGACUGAAAGAGGAGUUGAUAUUAUAUGGUUAAACUAUGAAGGUGCAAGAGUGAAAUACAAGACUUUGCAAUCUUAUGAAUUCGUAGAUGUGAACACUUAUGUGGGGCAUCCCUGGAUAUUCUUAGAUGUAGAAUCUGGAGAGAGACUUGUAGUUGAUCUGAAAUCUGUGUAUGAACCUACAACAGGUUGGGUACCAGGCCAAUGGCCGCCGAUCAGAAAAGUGGUCAACAUUACAAUCCCUAUUUACUCACUUAAAGACUCCUGCAUAAGAUUUUUUCGAAAGCAUCUUCCAAAGGACAAGUUAGACACACUGGAUUUACCAGGGUCCUUGUUGCAAGAAAUGAAAGAGAGAUAUGACACACCAGCUAUAGCAAGUGGACUGAGGUCAUCUGCCAGAGUUCAGGACAAUUAAUAUAUUUCUUUGUGGGAAACAUUCUGCAUAUUUCGUACAUGUAAUCAAAUAUGCUGAUGGGGAUUUUGGGACAGUCAAGUUCAUAUAAAUUCAUCAAUAUUUGUGGUGCUUUUUGUUUUCUUUUUUGAUAUGUAUUUGCAUUUUUGUUCAUAUAUCAUCUAUAAUAAAUGCUCGUGGCUAAGCCUCACA